Messenger RNA from Dermacentor silvarum, 819 nucleotides. RefSeq names its product ubiquitin-conjugating enzyme E2 Z. Gene Ontology annotation, cellular component: nucleus. Gene Ontology annotation, biological process: negative regulation of apoptotic process. The transcript has a single exon. The record is from RefSeq and is a predicted model, not a curated record. The coding region runs from base 1 to 819 and encodes 272 amino acids. Gene Ontology annotation, molecular function: cysteine-type endopeptidase inhibitor activity; ubiquitin conjugating enzyme activity. Lineage: Eukaryota; Metazoa; Arthropoda; Arachnida; Ixodida; Ixodidae.
AUGCUGCAGACGAAGGAGCUCAACGUCUGGGACCCGUUGAAGUACCUUGAAGAGGAGCCGAGCCCGGUUUGCCUGGAAAGGCUGAAGAGGGGCAUCUUCGACUUCGUCGCGAAGCCACCGCCGAGGCUAUUCAUCGUGCCCGAGGAAAGUGACAUCACCCGGAUCCACGUACUAAUGCUGGGCGCGCCGGGUUCCCCGUACGAAGGUGGCGCCUUCCAGUUUUUCAUCAAGUGCCCGCCGGACUACCCGGUGAACCCGCCCCGAGUACGGUUCCUGACCACGGACGGGGGCCGAGUUCGAUUUCACGCGCAUCUCUGCACCACCGGCAUGGUGUGCCUCAGCACCCUGGGCACGGUGAACGCCGGACCAGGUUGGGACCCCGCCCAGUCGCUCUCUAGCACGCUCCUCUCCAUACAGGAGCUGUUGGGUCAGCGCCCGCUUGACGAGUUCGUACGGGAAGCGAGGGCAGGCGACGCCGCCAACUACGACAUCUUCAUCCAGCACGAGACGAUCCGGGUGGCCGUGUGCGACCAAGUCGACGCGGCUUUCAGGGAGGAUGCCCAGUGCCCGCCUGCUUUUCGGAAGGUCAUCCUCGAGUCGUUCCUCGAGUUAUACGCAAAGUACGAGAGAACUGUCAAGGCGCGGCUUCAUCAGACGGGCUGGCAGUUAUGGGACCCACUCGGUUACAAGUACACGACCGCGCAGUACGAAACGCUGCUGAUGCGACUGCGGAGCCUCAAGGACAAGGUGAAGGAGAAGGAGGAGGCCGAGACUGCUGCGGCUGCCUGUGUUGCAUCAGCAGCGGUCGUUUACCAGUAG